AUGAAACUCUUAAAACUUUUAAAAUUACUGCCCUUUUUGUUAUGUGUUAGAUGCUACUGUGCUGAUACUCACUUAAUUGGCUUUUCAGAGAAGGAGUUACUAUCAACUUUGUGUCUGUCUCUCCCACCUAAGUUUAUGAGAUGCGAAAUAUAUCCUGGUACAAAUAUAUAUGGAAAUAUUUCAUUACCUCCCGUUCCAGUUUUAAAACCUUCUUCUACUUCUGAGUCUGUUUUUGGAGUAAUGAUGUUUCCAAUAAAUGGUGGUUAUGCUACUUAUGGAGUAUUGAGUGUGAGACCCAAAUAUAAUUCAAUAACAGUUAAUAGUUUUUCAAGUUCACUUCAAAAUGUACCGGUACAAUUAAUUCAAUCGUCUGUUGCUAUGUUUGGUCUCCCAUAUCAAGCAACUAAUGUUGUACCAUCAACACAUUGUACUCUUGCUCCACUUAAUAUGCCUAGUAAUCCGUAUAGCAUAAUUUCAUUACCCAAUAUGGGAAAUAACUUCUUACAUAGGCAUGUCCCUGAAAAUAUUAUUUUAAAAGCUAAUCCUUUAAAAUCUAUGAUAAGAGAUAUGUUCUAUACAUCUUUUCUCGCUAAUUCUGAAUAUCCUGUAAAACCAACAGCUUCAUAUGGAAUGGGAUUUGAUCAUUUAGUUCCAGCAAUUGUAUGUUUUAGUAGUAACAAUCAAGCGACACGUCCAUCUGGGAACCAGCAACCCUUUUUAGGUGGUGUAUUAAUAACUGAAAGAAUUAUGGGACCUAGUCUGAGAGAUGCAAUCUCAUUCUUAAGAAGUUCCAAAUUAAAAGAAUGGGUAGAAUCAUCUAAAAGUACCAAUAUCUUUAUACAACGUAUCUCUUUCAGGUUAGAAGCUCAGUAUUCUUUAGCUCAUGCCUUUAUUGCGGCUCUCUUAACUUUACAGUACCAUUCACCUGCUGGAAGACUUUUGCAUUGUGACCUUACAACUAGAAGUAUCCACUUUGAUGGUAUCCCUUGGGAUUGGUCCAAUAAUCAAAUAGCGGAAAAUCUACAAUCUCUAACAUUCCUUUCACCUAGAAAUGUUAGAUUUUCCAACUUUGCUUAUAUGUACUCAACAUUAGAAGUUGUAGAGGAAAAAUUACGAUGUCAUCACAGUGAAAAUGACUUAUUCAGAGUUCAACAAUUCAUAAAAUCACUAUUUUAUGAUCAAUGUAAAAGAACAGAUUUUCCACCUAAUAAUACUCUCCAAAGCGUAUUUGAAAGCAUCUCAUUAAGUGUGAAAACCUGGUGGAAUGGAAUUAUAAAUAGCAUUGGAGAACCAAUUAGAAACACUACAGCAAUAGAUCAACAAUUAAUUCAAAUACAACAGAUACUGAGAGUUAUUCAUACAGAUCCAUUAGUAAUCAAUAGUAUUAAUAAAAUGGCUAACUUUGAACAAAUAACACAAGGUAUUAAAACUAUUCAUUCAGCUGUUAGUGAAGCUUUCAACAUACUCAACAGUUAUAGACGUGUUACAAGCAGGAACAGAAAUAUGGUACCAUGGUCUUAUUAUGACUUAGUACCUUUUCCGGUACAAAAGCCAAAUAAGAGAGUUCAGAGUAUUCUUAAUGGACAACUUUUAAAUGCAUAUUUUGUUCCAAGUAAUUUUGGUAUGGAACAGCAAUCUGGUAGCAUGACAGAUCUAACUACUAUAAUUGGAAUGACUUAG
Messenger RNA from Cryptosporidium muris RN66, 1680 nucleotides. RefSeq lists its product as uncharacterized. Bases 1 to 1680 code for a protein of 559 amino acids. The transcript has a single exon. Lineage: Eukaryota; Apicomplexa; Conoidasida; Eucoccidiorida; Cryptosporidiidae. The record is from RefSeq and is a predicted model, not a curated record.